GGCUUUCUGGGCUGAAGUAUAAACCUGAGGCCCCUCCAUGUGGCGCUAACAGCGGUAACCUUCCUCUCCGGUAAUAUCACUGUAAGCAUGGCUGAGAACGACGUUGAUAAUGAGCUGUUGGACUACGAGGAGGAUGAGGAGCCGCAGGCAGCCCCAGAGAGCGCCACGCCAGCAGGGAAGAAGGAGGUGAAGGGUUCCUACGUGUCCAUCCACAGCUCUGGCUUCAGAGACUUCCUGCUCAAACCUGAGCUCCUGAGAGCUAUUGUGGACUGUGGUUUUGAGCAUCCAUCAGAAGUGCAGCAUGAGUGCAUUCCACAAGCCAUUCUGGGUAUGGACAUCUUGUGCCAGGCCAAGUCUGGUAUGGGAAAGACAGCUGUGUUUGUGCUGGCCACUCUGCAGCAGAUAGAGCCUGUGGAUGGACAGGUGUCUGUGUUGGUCAUGUGUCAUACACGUGAGCUGGCCUUCCAGAUCAGCAAAGAGUAUGAGCGCUUCUCCAAGUACAUGCCCACUGUCAAGGCUGCAGUGUUUUUUGGCGGCCUGUCCAUCAAGAAGGACGAGGAGGUGCUGAAGAAAAACUGUCCACACAUUGUGGUGGGCACACCAGGCCGAAUCCUCGCUCUUGUCCGCAACAAAACUCUCAGCCUCAAAAACGUCAAGCACUUUGUCCUCGACGAAUGUGAUAAGAUGCUGGAACAGCUUGAUAUGAGACGUGACGUGCAGGACAUUUUCAGGCUCACCCCUCAUGAGAAGCAGGUUAUGAUGUUCAGCGCCACCCUCAGCAAAGAGAUCCGGCCAGUCUGCCGCAAGUUCAUGCAGGAUCCAAUGGAGGUGUUUGUGGACGAUGAGACAAAGCUGACUCUACACGGCCUGCAGCAGUACUACUGCAAACUGAAAGACAGUGAAAAGAACCGAAAGCUUUUCGACCUACUUGAUGUCCUUGAGUUUAAUCAGGUGGUGAUAUUUGUGAAAUCAGUACAGCGCUGUGUGGCUCUGUCUCAGCUGCUGGUGGAGCAAAAUUUCCCUGCUAUUGCCAUCCACAGAGGCAUGGCCCAGGAGGAAAGGCUGUCCCGCUACCAGCAGUUUAAAGACUUUCAGAGAAGGAUCCUAGUGGCUACAAAUCUGUUUGGCAGAGGGAUGGACAUUGAAAGAGUCAACAUCGUCUUCAACUAUGAUAUGCCGGAAGACUCCGACACCUACCUGCAUAGGGUUGCCCGUGCUGGUCGUUUCGGCACAAAAGGUCUUGCCGUAACCUUUGUGUCUGAUGAGACGGAUGCCAAAACUCUGAACGAUGUGCAGGACCGCUUUGAGGUCAACGUGGCUGAGCUACCGGAUGAGAUUGACAUCUCCACUUACAUUGAACAGUCAAGAUGAGCCCUCAAAUCGUGCCAAAGGACCGCCAGCUUACAGACGAACGUGUUUUUGUUUUUUGUCUAGGCUAAUGGAGGAGUUCCCUCCAAUCUGUGCCGAUUUUAAAGCUCUGCACCUCAAUGUGGUUUUAAAAUUACUGUUUCUUUAUGGAAUGGAGGGGAGAUGUCUGCUUUUGUCUGAGUCAUCUUUCUUUUUUUUUUUAUUGAAAUUAAAACUUUUAUACAGUUACUGCUUUAUCGUGUUUGUGCUGUUUAACUGCUUGUUUUGGUUUGUCUGGUCAGCAUUUUAAAUGAAUUAAUGACAGUAAGUUACACCCACCCCCUUUGUGAAUUUGCAGCAGGAAACCAAUAAAAUGCAAGUCCAAAACCUUUGGUGCUUGGACCCCUAAUGCAUAGUGUACUGAUAAUCCUAAAUCACCUCUGAUAUUCUAACGCUAGAAAGGAAGGCCACACUGCUUCAGCUCUAAUAAUGGCUUUCUCUGUCUGUCCUCUGCCUCAACCAUUUGUUUUCAUAGGAAUCAGUAGAUUAAAAGGCUUCGCUGAAUAGCACAAGUAAAUAUCCCAUUAGUGUGGCUUUGCUUAAGGCCUGACAAAGACCUCAGUGUAAUGCCUGCCUUGGCUUUGUGGAGCAGGUGCAUUUGUCCUUCCAUCCCCGAAACAGCUCUGGGCCAAAAUUCCCAACGAGAGGUGCAGCGGUCAUCCUAACUAUUAAUGGACAUGUUCAAAGACACACAUCUUUGUGCUGUGAUGUUUUUUUCAGAACUUAUUCCUGUACAGUCAGUGGGUUUUGUUCAGUAAUGUUUGGUAACAUUGGUCUAGAGUGAAUUUUUCAUUUUGUACAUUUUAAACUUUAUUUUUUGUCCUCCUUUAAAUGGAAUAGGUUUGACAGCAUGACAAAGCUGCAUUAGACAAAGUCAAAACUGUGUUUGUGUAAAGGAACUUUCACAAUGAGGAAACCACAUUAUACAGUCUUUUAUUCAUUAAAAAUGAUUAGUUUUCAGA
Molecule: messenger RNA, 2369 nt
Organism: Colossoma macropomum (tambaqui)
Lineage: Eukaryota; Metazoa; Chordata; Actinopteri; Characiformes; Serrasalmidae
Gene: ddx39ab
Product: DEAD (Asp-Glu-Ala-Asp) box polypeptide 39Ab
Exons: 10
Coding region: 88-1371 (427 amino acids)
Biological process (GO): mRNA export from nucleus; mRNA splicing, via spliceosome
Molecular function (GO): RNA binding; RNA helicase activity; ATP binding
Source: RefSeq, a predicted model, not a curated record